GCUGGCGACUCCAGCUGCUUGCCUCGCGACCGCGCCCGCAUUCCUCGGCUCGGCUGCCCAGCAAGGUCAGACACUGACGGACGGCGCUGCGCUGUGAUCACAGACACUAGCAGUUCUCGAAGAUGCUCACGUUCCGCCGCGCCUUCGUGGCGGCGGCCCUGCUCCUCACCAUCUUCUACCUCAGCACGACGCGAUCGACGCCGCCCAUGGCAACUCCUCCAGUGCAGCUGCCCCAGACUUUCCCCAAAACUCAACCGCCGCCCGACUCGUCGAGGCAAGCAUCGACGACAGCCGUAUCGUCGGACCAGAAGGCUUCCAGUGCCAGCCCAAUCCGCCACGGCUCGCCCGGCGUCGAGAGGCCAUCGCGAUCGGGCCAGCACACGAUGCAAGACAUGUCGAAGCUGAGCCUGUACGACAAGCUCGCGUACCAGUUCCCCUACGACGUCGAGACCAAGUUCCCCGCCUACAUCUGGCAGACGUGGAAGUGGACACCGGCGCACGGCGAGUUCCAGUUCCGCGAGCAGGAGGCGUCGUGGACGGAGCAGCACCCGGGGUUCAUACACGAGGUCAUCACGGACCAGGUAGCCGUGAACCUACUCCGGCUGCUGUACGCAUCGGUGCCCGAGGUCCUAGAGGCGUACGAGGCGCUGCCCCUGCCCGUGCUCAAGGCCGAUUUCUUCCGCUACCUCAUCCUGCUGGCAAGAGGGGGCAUCUACUCGGACAUUGACACGUACGCGCUGCAGAGCGCGCUCGAGUGGAUUCCCAAGUCGGUGCCGCGGAGCGCCGUCGGCCUGGUGAUUGGCAUCGAGGCGGACCCGGACCGGCCGGACUGGAAGGACUGGUACAGCCGCAGGAUCCAGUUCUGCCAGUGGACGAUCCAGAGCAAGCCCGGGCACCCGGUGCUGCGGGAGAUCGUGUCGCGGAUCACGGACCAGACGCUCAAGCGCAAGCGGGCCGGGUCCCUGCGGGGGGUGGUCGACAAGAACGUGAUUGAGUUCACGGGGCCUGCGCUGUGGACGGAUAUUAUAUUUGAGUAUUUCAACGACAACCGGUACUUCGACAUGAAGCACUCGGCCGGCCCCAUCGACUUCCAGAAUUUCACGGGCAUGGACAUGGCCAAGCGCGUGGGGGAUGUCAUUGUGCUCCCGAUCACGAGCUUCUCGCCCGGCGUGCAGCAGAUGGGCGCCAAAGAGUAUGACGAUCCCAUGGCGUUUGUCAAGCACGACUUCGAGGGCACCUGGAAGCCCGAGAGCGAACGCCACAUUGGUGCCUGAAGACCGGCUCUUCCCGCAUUCAUUCCAAAUCUGUCUGACGACUUUUUUCUUCCUCUUGUCUUCUUUGGUAACAUAUUGUUUA
This is a messenger RNA of Lasiosphaeria miniovina, 1356 nucleotides long. Its product is annotated as nucleotide-diphospho-sugar transferase. Gene Ontology annotation, cellular component: mannan polymerase complex. The transcript has 2 exons. Gene Ontology annotation, molecular function: alpha-1,6-mannosyltransferase activity. The record is from RefSeq and is a predicted model, not a curated record. NCBI's taxonomy places the organism in Eukaryota, Fungi, Ascomycota, Sordariomycetes, Sordariales, Lasiosphaeriaceae. Gene Ontology annotation, biological process: protein N-linked glycosylation. The coding region runs from base 123 to 1274 and encodes 383 amino acids.